Messenger RNA from Aspergillus tanneri, 2643 nucleotides. RefSeq lists its product as uncharacterized. The transcript is spliced from 3 exons. Gene Ontology annotation, biological process: protein transport. The record is from RefSeq and is a predicted model, not a curated record. NCBI's taxonomy places the organism in Eukaryota, Fungi, Ascomycota, Eurotiomycetes, Eurotiales, Aspergillaceae. Bases 1 to 2643 code for a protein of 880 amino acids.
AUGACCAACCCGGACGAUGGCUGUAUCCUGGAAAAUGCCGGGCACGGUACUGAAAUCAAUGAAAGUCGCUCGAAACCGAAGAAGACAAGUUUAUUUCGGUGGACACUUGGCCUAAUUGUACGCCUAUGUAUAUGGUAUGCACUACUUACGCCGAUCUUUCGAUGUCCGUCCCAUCUCUCAGAUUUGAAUGAGUCCUCGCCGCAAGUUUGCAAACCGUAUCUCGUCGCUCGCUCCUAUAUUGAACCUUAUGUUGCUCCCUAUUAUGAAACCUACGGUGCGCCUUACGUUGAAAUUACACGUCCAUAUGCACGAGGGUUCAAUGAUAAGGUUUAUACGCCUGUUUCAAAUGCCGCUAAAUGGAGUUAUGGCAGAUAUGGGGCUCCUGCUUUGGACAGGACUCAACAAUACACCCGGCAACACUGGGAAAGACAAGUCGUUCCUCAUUUGCAGUCCGCUCAGGACACCGCAGGCGAACUGUAUAAAUCCAAUAUAGCGCCUCACGUGGAACGUGUUGAGGCUGCUCUGUCACCGUACUGUCUGAAGACCAAGGCCGUACUGAGCUCGGUGCUUCAUGGAUAUGUAUUACCUUUCUGUGCCCAGUCCAAGCCAUUCAUUGGCAAAACGUAUACUUCUGGUCAAGAUAUACUCACAACUACGGUUAUGCCCUAUGCACAAACUACCUGGUCCUCGGUCAUCUACUUUGCAAACAGCUCGUUAUGGCCGAAGAUCACUGGUCUCUACUCGGAGAAUGUCGAACCUCAACUGGUAAAAAUAAGACAGAGGCUAGCAAGCUAUCGUGAGGGAAGAAAAUUGCAAAAUGUGGUGGAUGACGCUGAAAGUAUAACCUCUUCGGAACAACCCCCCCCAAUGACUUCCGCAUCAAUUCAGAAUGAACCGCCAGCCACAUCAACGGCGGUAGAGUCAUCCCCAACUCCGCAUAGACUCUCUCCUACGGAAUUGGCGGCUCAGGCUCGUGAGAAGAUUGAUUCUGACCUUCGAAUAUGGCAGGAAAAAUUCACAGUUGCUGCUGACAAGGGGAUCGAGGACCUUGAAGAACGUAUAAAUACGAUCGUUGAGAGCUAUAUAUCCGGAGGGGCAAAAGGUCGUGGUGAAAGCCUUCUAGUAUCAUUGGACGAGGUUCUUGAGCAUGAAUUAGCACAGAUCAAGCUUCGCAUAAACGCACUAGUCGAGUCACUGCCUGCUGAAGAUGCUCCUCAAGAAGAGGCGACGGCACAUGAUGAACUUUUGACAGAGAUCAGACAAGCCGCGAUCAUCGUACGAGAUCAUGCUCAUGCACUCCGAGAAUGGCAUGAAACGUUUGACCAAGAGAUAGAACGCCGUGUCUCUGCUGCUGUAGAUUCUACUCUGGAUGUAUUGAAUAGUGUCCGUGAUCUAGGACUCCAAGAGAUAGGCAUGCGAUGGGCCUGGAUGGAUGGGGUAACAUAUAAGGACUGGGCGGAUUACCAUGCCUUAAAGGCAGGGUUCAACGACUGGAGAGGUCACAUUCGCGACGUCGGGAUGCAACAUGCGAAAAUAGAUGAGGCUAGAGCGUUGUCGGACAACAUCUUGUCACAUGGGAUGGAUGGCGCCAAAGCAGCUGCGAAUGAGCUUGCGAGGCUCAAGGAUGUUGGCAACUGGAAAAUUGCGGCACGAGAAGUUAGCGACGAUUUUAAUGCUAGGACUAGCCCGCCGCCUCCUCUACCAAAAUGCAGCACAGCAAUAAGCCAUACGCCAGGGAAUGAUGCUGAGGGUCAGGAUGAACAGGAUACUCCAGUUUCACGGGGUGGAGAACAUGAUACUGAUACGAACUCUGCCUCUGGCUCCGCUAUUGAUGAUAGUGAAACAGAAGAGCACGGCCGGGGUCUCGACGAUGCACCCCUUAUGGACGAUCAGGAACAUGAGUCCCUACGCCAUGAUGAGGAAAUGCGUAAACAGGAUUUGCAGUCCAUCAAUUCUUCUCCCAGUUUCUCUAGUGAAGAUGAGGGCGAGAAUUCAGCCACGAGUGAACAAGAAGAUGCAGGAGAAAAUAACGGAGAUCGAUCUGCAUGGGGGGUUGCUGCAGCUGAUGUUGACAUAGAAGACAAUAAUUCUGAAGACGGUCAAUCAUCUGAAGUGCUUCAUGACAUUUUGGGUGCAGCUGGCGACAACGUUGCAGCCGCAACGAAAACUUUCGACGAGGACUUGCUCCAACCGUCGUCCAGCCCUGAUUUGGGCGAGAGGUCAACUAUUGAACAGGAUAGCGACCCCCAAGAUACUUCUGACCAACCACUGCCGCACUACGCAGCAGUUGAGGAUCUUGUCGCCCUACUACUUGAAGGUAGAGAGUCUUCCUUUGCCGAAGAUGUGAUGAACAAACUGCAUGCCAUUUAUGGGCAAUCAAUUUCUGCUGCUCCAUCCCCUACAGAUGACGUUGAACAUGCCCAGGAUACGCGUGAUAGCUCGCCCGUGUCUACGACCGGUGUUCCGAUUCUCGACAACAAUGUAGAGGGUGCAAGUGAGCAGACACAACUUGGGAUCAAUGGUGAUCCCGAUGACGAGACAGAGUAUCUGGAAGUCUCUGGAGAAGCAUCCUCAUGCAUUGCGGCAGAGAAUGAUGAUUUGGCCGAUCAUGUCGAGGAUACACUAAACAGAGGCGAGCUAUAA